CCUCAUUUCGUUCACACCCUCAAGUUUAGCAUUUUUCUCUGUAACUUGUUGAUUUUGUCGAAAGUGAGUGUAGAUGGCCGAGAGCGAAGUGAAGCUUAUAGGAGCAUGGGCGAGUCCAUUUGUUUUGAGGACUCGGAUCGCCCUCAAUCUCAAGCAUGUCCAGUAUGAAUUUCUCCAAGAGACUUUGGGUGCCAAAUCCGAGCUGCUUCUCAAAUCUAACCCUGUACACAAGAAAAUCCCAGUCCUUAUUCACGGAGGAAAACCCGUUUGUGAAUCUUUGAUCAUCGUUCAGUACAUCGAUGAUGUUUGGGCUUCAUCUGGGCCCUCCAUUCUUCCUUCUGAUCCCUACGAUCGGGCCAUUGAGCGCUUUUGGGCCGCUUAUAUUGAUGAUAAGUUGUUCCCAUCUAUGAAAGGCAUUGCUGCAGCUCCAGACGCGGAGGGAAAGAAAGCUGCCCUGGAACAGGUCACAUCAGGGUUGACGCUGCUGGAAGAAGCUUUUGGAGUAUGUAGCAAAGGAAAAGGUUUCUUCAGUGGAGGAGACCAUAUUGGAUUCCUUGACAUUGCGUUGGGGAGCCUCUUGGGCUGGAUUAAGGUCACAGAGCUGACAAGUGGGCUGAAACUGAUUGACCCAGCAACCACGCCCAAGUUGGCCCAUUGGGCUGAGACGUUCCGUCAAGACCCUGCUGUUAGUGGUGUUAUGCCUGAAACUCAGAAGCUUGCUGAGUAUGCUAAGGUUCUUUUUGCUAAACUCAAAGGAGCUCAACCCCAAAAGUGAUGACCUUUUCAUUGCUUCUCUUCGAUGAAAUAAAUAUAUAACUAAUCCAUGGAGCUUCCCAAUAAAACUCUAGUUAUGUCAUUAUGAUUAAGAAAUAAAUUUGUGUUUACUAUGUUUUUUUAUUAUUAUUAUUAACUUUGAAAUAUUGCACUAAAAAUUCAUAAUUGUGCUUUUAAAAAUUCAGUUUUAUCGUAGAAACUACAAUUUAUUACUUAUUA
Molecule: messenger RNA, 993 nt
Organism: Humulus lupulus (European hop)
Lineage: Eukaryota; Viridiplantae; Streptophyta; Magnoliopsida; Rosales; Cannabaceae
Product: glutathione S-transferase U17-like
Exons: 2
Coding region: 74-775 (233 amino acids)
Biological process (GO): glutathione metabolic process
Cellular component (GO): cytoplasm
Molecular function (GO): glutathione transferase activity
Source: RefSeq, a predicted model, not a curated record